CUUCGCGCUACCAACAGUCUCUCGGUUAUCCUUAAUCUCAUACUCAUACUUACAAAAGACUCAAGUGACGGCUAAAUGCCUAGUAAAGAAGUCAAGAAUUCAAAAAGAAAAAGAAGUCGAUAUCCACGCGCAGUUGUCCAGAAGUUGAAAUCUGUUGGGCAAGCUAUUGAACCUGAAUUGCUAGUCAGUGCUGUCCCAUGUGCAAACCGUGCGUACUACCCUCACUGGUCUCAUGAAGACCUAAUUUCAGGUGUCAGCAAUGGGACACUUCUCUCUGGUAACCUUCGUAUUAAUCCAAAAAGCUUCGAAGAUGGAUACAUAAAACACCCGGCUGGUGAUACUGAUGUAUACAUCUCAACUUUAGCAUCCAGAAACCGAGCACUACCUAAUGAUAUUGUUGCUGUCAUGUUGGAACCAAAACGUCAGUGGAGGGUGUUUGAUUCUUUUAUCGACGAAGCAGCCAUGAAAAAAAUCGGGGAUUCAAAUCAGAAAAAACCUGCAUAUGUCACGUUGGAACAGUUUCUUAAGAUUCAACCUACGGGGCUAGAGCAACUCAUAGGAAGUCAUCUUGCACACGAGAUUGCACUAAAUCUAGACUCACCGUCAGACCCAGUUGAUUCCUUGUCAGUUGAGAAAAGUGUGGAAAAUUAUGCAGCUUGGUGGUCGAUUAUACAGAGGACUGGUCAUGUUGUUGGAAUCCUUCAGCCGCUACAUUCCCGUGCUUUCAUAGGAAAUCUUCAAAGUCCUAGUAAUUUCCAAACUCCAAAAAAAAAAUCUCUAAAACUUGAUCAAAGUGGCAACCCUACGAAUUCCGUUUGCUCAGAAGGUCACAAUCAACCAACGGUCCAAAAUACAGAUUCAGUUUCAUCUAAUUGGAGGAAUGCUGUGCUCAUACCUACAGAUACACGUCUACCACGAGUCUUCAUACCCCGUGAAGUUUGCCCGGAAGGAUUCCUGAAAAAUCCAGAAACUUACAAAAACGUCCGUUUUAUUGGUCGUAUCACUGAAUGGCUUGAUUCGAAUAUGUUCCCAAAAGGGGAGUUAUUACGAGAAUUGUCUUGUGAUUCUUCUAAUCUGAUUCAGGAUGAAACAGAUAGGAUCUUAGUUGGCGCAGGAUUCGUUUGGGGUGUGGAUGCAGCUUUGCAGUUUCCCGAUAUUGUCACCGAGUCAGUUCGUAAGUCUAUUGAUGACGUGAAUGCUAUUCGUGAAAAGGAUUCUAUGUUCCGUAGAGAUUUUCGAAAAUACUGUGUUUUUACAAUCGAUCCCAGUACUGCUCGAGAUCUUGAUGAUGCUUUGCACAUUAGACAGUUGGAACCGAAUGAAAUAAAGAAAUUAGAAUCUGAUGGUUAUCAAGACGCUUUUUAUGAGGUCGGUGUACAUAUAGCUGAUGUGUCAUAUUUUGUGAAACCAGACAGCCCAGUUGAUGAGGAGGCGGCUACUAGAGCAACUUCUAUAUAUUUAGUGCAACUGUGCAUUCCUAUGCUACCACGUCUACUCUGUGAAGAACAGUGUAGUCUUAAUCCAGGAGAAGACAAAUUAACAUUUUCUGUAGUAUUCACUGUAACCAAGGACGCUAAGAUUUUAACAACAUGGUUCGGUCGUACAUUUGUUCGUUCUUGUUGUAAACUCAGUUAUCAAGACGCACAGGAAUUUAUUGACCACCCUGAUAAGGACUGGUCGUCCAAUAACUUUGUCAAAGUAUAUGAACCAUUUACCACACUGGAUAUAUGCAAAAAUGUCCUACAGCUAAACAAUCUGGCUACUAAAAUGCGUAAAACUCGUUUUCAUUCUGGAGCUCUUCGCUUAGAUCAAGUGAAGUCAUCUUUUUCACUUGAUAGUGAAAGUGGGCUACCGUUGGGAAUAGCUCCGUAUAUAGCGAUACAGAGUAAUUGGCUUAUUGAGGAAUGGAUGUUAGCAGCAAACAAAUCAGUUGCUGAACGUUUAGCUAAAUACUUACCUGGCUCAGCUUUCUUGAGACGACAUCCACCACCAUCCAUAAAGCAGUUAACUGAAGUUUCAUCCAUUCUAAAUGCUCAUGGAAUAAAUGUUAAUGUUGAUUCUGCAGGUUCAAUACAGGGUUCGAUUUGCCAUGAAGCAGGUUGUAACAUUGAAGUCGGAUAUCAAUUUCCAGAUUCUCUUGUCCAAUUGUGUGGUGAUUAUAUGUCCGAUGUUUCGACUCUUGAAGCUAAUGUGAUAAGCGAAAUGGAAACACUAAAUCUCAACUCAGUUGAUCAAACGAAAAAGUUACCGCCGAAAACUCUUAAACAUGAAGCACAACUUCUUGUUACAGUUGCUUUAUUAUCUAAGACAAUGAAUUUGGCCGUCUACUUUUGUUUAGGUCUCCUACCAUCCGAAUUAUCGCCUGCACAUUAUAGUUUAAACGUGCAAUCAUAUACUCAUUUCACUUCUCCUAUUCGUCGUUACGCAGAUGUUAUCGUUCACCGGCAAUUAUCAGCUACCUUGGCCGAAGACGAAAGUGAUCCUGAAAAAGCAGCGUGGUAUUUAAGUACGGCCCUCUCAAAGGAAAUGACGCCAGUUAAAUUACAACAACAAGCUGAAGUUUGCAAUUCCAAAAAAUUGUCUGCUCGACUUGCCAGCGAAGAAAGUGCAGAAUUUUUCUUUGUUCUGUUUGUUAAGGAAACAGGUCCAUUUACCGAAGUAUGUGCUGUAACAUCUGUACUCGAUCGUUCAUUUGAUGUUCUUAUUCUUUCUUGUGGUCUCACUAAAAGAGUUUAUUUGCAGAAUCUAAAUUUGAAAAGUUAUAAAUUUGUUCCACCUCGUAUUGUUAAUGGGAAAGUCAUGGAGUGCGGAAAACUUUGUCUUAUAUGGAAUAGUGAUUUAUUAAAAAAUUCAAAUGCCAGUUGUUCAGAUUCCGCAGAUUGUGUUCAAAAUGAAACUGUUGCUUCAAAGGAUACAUUACCAAGUUGUGGUUGUUAUUCUACGGAAAUUAAACUUUUUGAUGUUGUUCGAUGUUCUGUUUCAGUGGAUCCUUCCAACUCGAUAAACGAUGUCAGUCGGAAUAGUCGUCAAAAUAGUUUAGUCCCGAAAUUACUGGUUACACUUCUACGUUCAACAUGUAAACAGUGUCAUGUUGUUUAAUUAACUAAAUAACUUUCAUUUGAUAAAUUGCACAAGUUAUACAUCAUCAUCAUAUAAUAAUAUAUUUGUAUAUAUAUAUGUAUUUAAUGAUAUGUUGACAUUUAUGCAUAUUUGACAAUGAUAUCCUACUUCUUUCUAUUUGUUACUUCUAUCACUAUUAGUUUAUUAUUGUAAAAUGCAUUUUCUGAUUUAUUAGUUCUGUAUAUGUAUUUUGUUUUUACAAUGAAUGUUCAGCCAUUGAGUACAAGCAGAUAAGUGUACGUAUAGUAGCUCGACUGAUUGUUAAAUUACAAUAGUGACUAAACCAAUCGUUAGAUUUCAUGAUCAACUGACCAAACAUGUGGUUUACCUGUUCAGUUUAGACGUUCUGAAUUUUCAGAUUGAUAAAACAUACUGGCUAAUACAUAACAAUAUUUUGAUUUUUCUCCUUGGAUUGAACAUGGCUCUUUUUCAACAGUGUUGAUUUUGACUUGCAUACAGUUAAAUGAUCACUUGGAUUGAUUGAAACCAAUGACUUGUCAAUAAAAUCAUAUCUUUUUAUUCCAAUUGUUUCUUUUCAUUUCUGCUGUAAUAUUAUAUUAAAUGGGAUGACUUUAAAUUGUCAGUGUUUACUUUUCAUGAAAUAUAUAUUUCAUUUAAAA
Messenger RNA from Schistosoma turkestanicum, 3740 nucleotides. The record is from the annotation of a GenBank genome assembly. Lineage: Eukaryota; Metazoa; Platyhelminthes; Trematoda; Strigeidida; Schistosomatidae.